This is a messenger RNA of Aureobasidium musti, 1506 nucleotides long. NCBI's taxonomy places the organism in Eukaryota, Fungi, Ascomycota, Dothideomycetes, Dothideales, Saccotheciaceae. The record is from the annotation of a GenBank genome assembly.
AUGCCCUCAAUCACUCUCAGCCUACGGACGGUUGGACAUUUGGCCAGAAAUGGCUCCAAGAUCAACAAGGUCUACUCAUCAGCUGAAGAAGCCAUUAGCGAUGUCAAAGGCGACUCCACACUUCUCUGCGGCGGCUUUGGCCUAUGUGGUGUACCAGAUACUCUGAUCAAUGCCGUCAAGAACAAGCCCUCGAUCAAAGGAUUGACUGCCGUGUCAAACAACGCUGGUAUCGUUGGAUCUGGUCUUGGUCUACUUCUUGAAUCCAAGCAGGUCAAGAAGAUGAUUGCCAGCUAUGUAGGAGAGAACAAGGUCUUCGAGAAGAUGUAUCUCACUGGCGAGAUUGAGCUAGAGCUCACACCACAAGGAACACUUGCCGAGAGGUGUAGAGCAGGCGGCGCUGGUAUACCCGCUUUCUUCACACCAGCAGCCUUCGGAACUGUUGUCCAGACUGGAGAACUCCCUACAAUGCACAACAGCGACGGAUCAGUCGCUCAAUACUCAACACCCAGAGACGUCAAAGUGUUUGACGGCAAGAGCUAUGUCAUGGAAGAAGCAAUCAAGGGCGACUACGCCUUCAUCAAGGCAUGGAAGGCAGACAAGCUAGGCAAUCUCAUGUUCAGAUUCGCAGCACAGAACUUCAAUGGCGCUAUGGCUCGCAACGCAAAGGUCACUAUUGUCGAAGCCGAGCACAUCGUUGAAGUUGGCGAGAUCGACCCAGCAGCAGUACACGUUCCUGGAAUCUAUGUCGACCGAGUCAUUCAAAGCAAAGAACCUAAGAACAUCGAGAAAGUGGUCAACGCGAAAGACCCAGCCGAAGCCCUCAACGCUCUCGGCAGUGGUGACGCUGCAAGCAAGCGCGAGCGUAUCGUUCGACGAGCAGCCAAGGAAUUCAAGAACGGAAUGUAUGCCAACUUGGGUAUUGGUAUGCCAAUGAUGGCACCAGCUUUCGUUGACGACAGCAUCGAGGUCCAGCUCCAAUCUGAGAACGGUAUCCUAGGUUUGGGAGCAUACCCUCAGAAGGGCCAAGAAGAUCCAGAUCUUAUCAAUGCUGGUAAAGAGACUGUUACACUGCGUCCUGGUGCCGCAGUCUUUGGCUCUGAUGAGUCGUUUGCUAUGAUCCGCGCUGGCAGGAUCCACAUGACUAUGCUUGGAGCUAUGCAAGUAUCGGCCAGAGGAGAUCUAGCAAACUUCGCUAUGCCAGGAAAGAUCAAGGGAAUGGGAGGUGCGAUGGACCUGGUGUCCAACCCCGANAAAACGAGAGUCGUUGUGACAAUGGAGCACACCGACAAGAAGGGCGGACCCAAGAUCAUGAAAAUGUGCGAGUUCCCGUUGACCGGCAAGGCGUGUGUUUCGAGAAUCAUCACAGAGUUGGCUGUGUUCGAUGUCGACUUCACAACAGGAUUGACAUUGAUCGAGCACGCGGAGGGAGUCACUGUUGAGGAGAUCAGAUCGAAGACGGAGGCGCCAUUUAAGGUGUCAGAGUCAUUACAAGUCAUGCAGCAAUAA